GGAGGGUCGGGCCGGGCCGGGCCGGGCCGGGGGGCGCCGCUGCCGCCGGGCCAUGGCGGGGCGCUGAGGGGGCGCCGCCCGGCAGCCGGCCCCGCCGCGGCAUGGGCAUGGGCAGGGGCAGCGGCAGCCGCGGGGUCGUGCGAUGAGCGCUGCCCCCCGCGCGAAUAUGGGCACAGCCGUGUCCAAAAGGAAGACGCUGAGGAACGAGGCCAUGUCGUCGGUGGCGGCUAAAGUGAGAGCGGCAAGGGCUUUUGGAGAAUAUCUUUCACAAAACCACCCCGAAGGCAGAAAUGGCUCAGAUCACCUGUUAGCAGACUCCUAUAUCGGCCAGGAGGACUCCCCCGAGAUGCAGCAGGCAGCACAGAACAAGCGCAGGCUCUCCGUCAUCUCAGAUGGCAAGUUUGAGAGGAGCUUCUCUGAGGAGCAGACAGAGAAGAUGCCGAGCGAGGGACCGAAGCCACGGGUCUACACAAUCUCCGGCGAGAGGCCGAUGCUGUCAGACCACGAGAACGAAAGCAUGGAACUGGUGGUGAUGAAGGGGGCUGCCCAGGAGGAAUGCCACCACAGCCACCACGCGCACAGCGCUGGCGGCUCUCACGGCGUCAGCAGGCACUGCAAGGGCUGGCCGGGCAGCCGGCAGGGCUCCAAGGAGUGCCCAAACUGCUCCCGGCUUGCUGCUCCCUCACAUCAUUCCUUUGACCUGGAGCAGCAUCAGUCCGGUGAGACUGGGUGGCACAGAAAAAGGCUGGAGAGGAUGUACAGUGUCGAUCGAGUGUCCGAUGAUGUCCCCAUACGAACCUGGUUCCCAAAAGAGAAUCUCUUCAGUUUUCAAACUGCUACUACAACUAUGCAAGCCAUCUCGGCAUUCAGGGGCUACGCAGAAAGGAAGAGACGGAAACGAGAGAAUGAUUCUGCAGCUGUUAUACAGAGGAAUUUUCGGAAGCACCUCCGCAUGGUGGGGAGCCGAAGGGUUAAAGCACAAACAUUUGCUGAACGGCGUGAGAGGAGCUUCAGCAGGUCCUGGAGUGACCCGACUCCCAUCAAAGCUGAUUCCUUCCAUGACUCUCGAGAAAGCCAUGACCUUCAGGAUUCCUGCGGCACUUUGGAUGGUGACUUUGACUUGAACUGGGAAGCAGAAAAGGAGCUUGAAGCCAUGGCAUGCGAUGGAGAAGACUUUAUUCCACCAAAAAUAAUGCUCAUUUCUUCCAAGGUGCCCAAAGCUGAGUAUGUCCCAACAAUUAUCCGCAGGGACGAUCCCUCUAUCAUCCCCAUUCUCUAUGACCAUGAACACGCCACCUUUGAUGACAUCUUAGAGGAAAUAGAGAAGAAGCUUAACAUCUAUCGGAAAGGCUGCAAGAUCUGGAAGAUGCUGAUAUUUUGCCAGGGAGGUCCCGGCCACUUAUACUUAUUAAAGAACAAAGUUGCCACCUUCGCCAAAGUGGAGAAGGAGGAAGAUAUGAUCCUCUUCUGGAAGAGGUUGAGCCGUCUGAUGAGUAAAGUCAAUCCUGAACCAAAUAUCAUUCACAUCAUGGGCUGCUAUGUUCUUGGAAACCCCAAUGGGGAGAAGCUAUUUCAGAAUCUGAAAAACUUAAUGAAUCCUUAUAGGGUUGCCUUUGAGUCUCCACUUGAACUAUCAGCUCAAGGUAAGCAAAUGAUUGAGACUUACUUUGACUUCCGCCUUUACCGCCUCUGGAAGACCCGCCAGCACUCUAAACUUUUGGAUUACGAUGACAUUUUAUGAGCUGGAGAAGACUUUGCAAGAAGAAGUUGAUCACCAGUGUCCAAGAAGUCAUGCUUAUUGCAGAGAGACUUUUUUAUUGGCACAGGGAGCCCUUCAAAGCCCUACAGGAGGCAGCAGUGCUAAAGGGAGGGAAGAAGGAGCAAUCAGAAGUGUAUCGGGAGGAAAGUCUCCUGGGUCAAGAGAGACUGGAGGGAAAGGGUUUGACACCUCACUCGCCUCAGGUCAGAGCCGUGGUGUCUCAGGAGGAGCUGUGUGAAAUGAGGACAGGAUGGAGUUCCUUGCAGAACUGAGCUGUUUUGGGUCAGAAUGGGCCAGAUUUGAUUCCAGGUCCUUUUAAAGACUUUUAAAGCUCAGGUUUUCUUACAAAAAAUAAAAUAAAUUACCCAUGCACUACAAUGAGGAAGUGACCAGAGCACAGAGGAGGGAGGGUUUGGUACUGAUGGGACCUUCUGUGCUUGGGGAUCUCGGAGAGCAAGGACUGCUACACCUACUCCUGCAAGCUUAGAUGAAGAUGAUCCAGUUUCAAUGUGAAUAUAUACUGGAAUAUAGAAUUGAAGUCUAACUCUUUUUGUUUUGUUUAAUAGAAAAUAAGUGCAAUUUUUAUAGAGAGGGAGGUAAAAUCUCUCCCAAUAUUUAAUUAGUUAAAAAUAACACACCAGUAACCAAUAGAUGAGGUAUUUUUGGUCUGCUUGAAAAUAUAUUCAAAAUGGUAAUAUAUCUUCUGUAGACAUAUUUAAUCACCAGCAAACAUGGUUUUAACAUAACUUAGCAGACCCUGCAUGUCUGCUGCAUUGAUUAAUCUGGUUUGGUUUGUUACUUUCAGAGUAGCUGUGUUGCACUAAUUGUAUGUGCUCUCACGAAUGUAUAUUUCUCCUCCAGUUAGCCACAACUUCGUUACUUCUAUUUUGCUGCUUGCAAAACUAUGUGACUUUAGUUUUGCUGAAAUAUUUUAGGUUAGGAAUACAGUGUCUGACUGGGAAACCUCGGUCAGGUUCUCUAUGGUAUAAAAAUGAAUUAGAAAUUAAUAGCCAUGGUAAUUACUUGUUCAUGCCGGUGUUUUGCUACGUGUUGAGAGAUGAGUUCUCUUUCUAGUCUGCUGUGUUGAACAGCGAGGUUACUUGACCACCGGAAAUCCUCCAAGGAGACUGAGGCAUUUGGAAGAAAUGCUUCUUGAAGAAUACAGCCCGGGUUUGUAGCAUGAGUUUGAAUCUUCCCUAUGUUCACUUGAUUGCAAGUUGUUUGUGCAUAGAUCACCUCUUUUUUCAAUGCUAUAAAGACCUGUUUGUUGGUCUGAGCUGCUCACAUCCCUUCCUGUGUAGGACAAAGUAAACACAGAGCUUUGUCAAAGCAGGUGUGGUUUGAGAACCCAGAUUUGUACUUGAUAUUUGAGGAUAUAUUUUGGAAUAUAUUUACUUCUUGUUUGUUUAGGGUGGGGGUUGAUUUCUGUUUUGGGAUGGGUUUUGUUUUGUUUUGUUUCAUCUGCAACUCUCCUGUUCAGAGGAUAAAUACUACUUAGUCUGUGUUGGUCACUCUAGCUGUUCUGGGAGAUUAUACAAUUUAUUUCUUAUAUAAGUGAAAUGUACUGGGGAAUAACAGGGAAGGAUUACCUUGUUUUCCUCAUUUCCUGCUAUCUAAAUUAUUACAUUGUGAAGUGAUGGCAAAUACAUGUACAAAUCUUGUUUUAAAUACUUACAAAAAGAACUAGUUGUUCUGACCUGUAGAGUACUCCUUCCCUCUGUGACAUGUCUGUGGUUGUAAUUUUGGGGAGCAGGUCCCUGGCUAGAACUGCUGAACCCUGUACAUUUAUAGCAGUUUUAUAGCAAAGCUUUUGAAGAAACAUUGUACAUAUGGUAAGUAAGGAGAGGAAUAGGUGGAGAGAGAGGCUGGAGCCGUUGGAAGUAACAUGUUGAACCAAAUAGCUGUGAGUUAUUCCUCCCCCUCUGGUUAGGAGCUGUUAGGAGGCUGCCCCGCGCCUGCUGAGCUGGCGUGGCGAUGGGGAGGGCUGGUACCUGCACCCCAUCCCUGGCUGGACUCAUGCUUUCCAGAUCUGUAGUGAAGGGAACAGUGAGCAGAGGCCUAUGAUUUUGGGAAGAAAAUGACAGAUAUUAU
Messenger RNA from Anas platyrhynchos (mallard), 3850 nucleotides. The record is from RefSeq and is a predicted model, not a curated record. Lineage: Eukaryota; Metazoa; Chordata; Aves; Anseriformes; Anatidae.